AUGACUAGAGGCCUGACGCGUCAUUUCUCGCGUACCAAGGCUCAUCGGGAUGCGAUGUUCAGAAACCUGGUCACUCAGCUUUUCCAACAUGGAUCCAUAGUAUCGACGCAUGAAAAAUGUCAAGAAGCAGGUCGUCUUGCAGAAAGAAUCAUCACCAUGGCUAAAAACUUGAAGAAGCAUCCCAAUUCGGCUAAGGAGAUCCAAUCCCGCCUGUCCCUGGCAGGAGAUUCCAGCAAGCUCCUGAACCGUGUUGUUGGCGAGCUUGCACCACGCUACCAAACCAGACCCGGUGGAUAUACCCGUGUUUUGAAACUAGAGCCUCGUCUUGGAGAUCGUGCGAAACAGAGCAUUCUGGAGCUCGUGGAUGCUCCUGUUGUGGAUCAAAAGGGUGUGUUCCAAAGAGGAAACAUCAAACUUUGGAUACUUUGCAAAACUGCCAUUGCUAACGAAACCGCUAAUGUUCCUUACGCACCUUUGACCUUGCAAAAUUUUGCCAAGAUGUUCAAAUUCAAGUCGAAUCGCAACGAGUUUUUUUCGCGCGACGUAUUGGCUGUCAGACGUUUUAUAAAAGAAGACUCGAAGCUUCCAUAUGACGAGGCUACAGAGCUCCAAAUCAUAGCUCAGUUGCAAGAACAGAUAAAAACGCUACCAGAACAGGCGUCCUCGAACACUACCAAAACCCCAGGAUACACAGUGGUGGCAGAGAGACCAUCACGCUAA
Messenger RNA from Lachancea lanzarotensis, 720 nucleotides. RefSeq names its product LALA0S13e01794g1_1 (gene MRPL8). Gene Ontology annotation, cellular component: mitochondrial large ribosomal subunit; ribosome. Gene Ontology annotation, biological process: translation. Bases 1 to 720 code for a protein of 239 amino acids. Gene Ontology annotation, molecular function: structural constituent of ribosome. Lineage: Eukaryota; Fungi; Ascomycota; Saccharomycetes; Saccharomycetales; Saccharomycetaceae. The record is from RefSeq and is a predicted model, not a curated record. The transcript has a single exon.